Messenger RNA from Musca domestica (house fly), 402 nucleotides. RefSeq lists its product as uncharacterized. The transcript has a single exon. Bases 136 to 333 code for a protein of 65 amino acids. Gene Ontology annotation, biological process: mitochondrial respiratory chain complex I assembly. The record is from RefSeq and is a predicted model, not a curated record. Lineage: Eukaryota; Metazoa; Arthropoda; Insecta; Diptera; Muscidae. Gene Ontology annotation, cellular component: mitochondrion.
AAAUCCUCGUGCCUUUCAAUUGACUUUCAUUACCGGAUCACUGUUGGUCCUGUUCUCCCGACCAUUGUACGACAUCUUCUUCGAGACCUCAUUUGCGGCCCCCGAUUCAGUUGUAUUUGAAAAACGUCACAAGUAAUGGAAUCGGUGCGUAAGGCGAAGCAACGUUUGCGCAACUAUCCAAUAUUGUUAGGAAAAUGUGCCGAAUCGGCUACAGUCUAUGCAGCUUGUGUAACGAGGGAUUUGAAUGUUCAACACAAAACCUGUGACAAAGAGUUUCAAUUAUUUAAAGAUUGUUUGAAAUCGGCUGCCAAAGAAAUGAAAACUAAAUUAUAAAUUUGCAAACCAUAAAAAAACGAAAAAAGUGAAUUUUGCCAGUCUGAAAACCAAAGGGGAUCAAUUAAA